AUGGGUGUUACCGUUCAAGACAUAUGUUUUGCCUUUUUGCAAAACUACUACGAAAGAAUGAGGACCGACCCUUCCAAAUUGGCAUAUUUUUAUGCAAGUACAGCCGAGUUGACGCAUACUAAUUAUCAGUCCAAGUCAACAAACGAAAAAGAUGACGUUCUUCCAACGGUGAAAGUUACUGGACGUGAAAACAUUAAUAAGUUUUUUUCUAGAAAUGAUGCCAAAGUUAGGAGCUUGAAACUAAAAUUAGAUACUAUAGAUUUCCAGUACACUGGGCACUUGCACAAAAGCAUUCUGAUCAUGGCCACGGGUGAAAUGUUUUGGACAGGAACUCCGGUCUAUAAGUUUUGUCAAACAUUUAUCCUGCUACCAUCCAGCAAUGGGUCUACGUUUGACAUUACCAAUGAUAUAAUCAGAUUUAUUUCCAAUUCAUUCAAGCCUUAUGUCUUAACAGAUGCUUCUUUGUCACAAUCUAACGAGGAGAACUCUGUCAGUGCAGUUGAAGAAGAUAAAAUAAGGCAUGAGUCCGGAGUUGAAAAAGAAAAAGAAAAAGAAAAAUCACCAGAAAUAUCGAAACCAAAGGCCAAAAAGGAAACGGUCAAAGACACAACUGCGCCAACUGAAUCGUCAACUCAGGAAAAACCAAUUGUCGAUCAUAGUCAACCUCGGGCUAUACCCGUCACUAAAGAGUCCAAGAUUCACACCGAAACGGUACCAUCUAGUACUAAGGGCAACCACAAACAAGAUGAGGUCUCUACAGAAGAGUUAGGAAACGUUACUAAACUAAAUGAAAAAUCUCACAAAGCCGAAAAGAAAGCUGCACCAAUCAAGACAAAGGAAGGCUCUGUUGAGGCCAUAAAUGCUGUUAAUAACUCUUCUUUGCCCAACGGUAAAGAAGUUAGUGAUGAAAAACCGGUACCUGGGGGCGUAAAGGAAGCUGAAACUGAAAUUAAACCAAUAGAGCCACAGGUUUCCGACGCCAAAGAAUCCGGCAAUAACGCUUCAACACCUUCAUCUUCUCCAGAGCCCGUUGCGAAUCCACCAAAGAUGACAUGGGCCUCAAAGUUGAUGAAUGAAAACUCCGACAGAAUUAGCAAAAAUAAUACCACGGUUGAAUACAUCAGACCUGAAACACUACCCAAGAAACCGACUGAAAGAAAAUUUGAAAUGGGGAAUCGGAGGGACAACGCUAGUGCUAACAGCAAAAAUAAGAAAAAACCAGUAUUCAGCACCGUUAACAAGGACGGCUUUUAUCCAAUCUACAUUAGAGGUACAAAUGGCUUAAGAGAAGAAAAAUUGAGAAGUGCCUUAGAAAAAGAAUUCGGUAAAGUUAUGAGGAUAACAGCUGCAGACAAUUUUGCCGUCGUCGACUUUGAAACUCAAAAGAGCCAAAUCGAUGCUUUAGAGAAGAAGAAAAAGUCAAUUGAUGGUAUUGAAGUAUGCUUAGAAAGAAAAACAGUAAAGAAGCCCACGAGCAAUAAUCCUCCUGGCAUAUUUACUAAUGGAACACGUUCUCAUAGAAAGCAACCCCUAAAAAGAAAGGACUAG
Molecule: messenger RNA, 1548 nt
Organism: Saccharomyces cerevisiae S288C
Lineage: Eukaryota; Fungi; Ascomycota; Saccharomycetes; Saccharomycetales; Saccharomycetaceae
Gene: BRE5
Product: Bre5p
Exons: 1
Coding region: 1-1548 (515 amino acids)
Cellular component (GO): cytoplasm
Molecular function (GO): RNA binding
Source: RefSeq, marked reviewed